Messenger RNA from Nicotiana tabacum (common tobacco), 1525 nucleotides. RefSeq names its product putative arabinose 5-phosphate isomerase. Gene Ontology annotation, molecular function: isomerase activity; carbohydrate derivative binding. Lineage: Eukaryota; Viridiplantae; Streptophyta; Magnoliopsida; Solanales; Solanaceae. Gene Ontology annotation, biological process: carbohydrate derivative metabolic process; carbohydrate metabolic process. The record is from RefSeq and is a predicted model, not a curated record.
UCUGCUAAACACGAGCUUCCUCUCAAUCCCCGCGUUAACACUUAAAACAGUCUCAACCGCUCACAUUCGCUCCCGGCUUCUCCUCUCUCUCACUCAUUUGCUCACAGAAGUAGUAAGCUUUUUAACAGAGAAGCAGAUAAUAGCACAGAAAACAAGAUUCAAAAAAACCCAAAAUGGGGUCUCUUUCACCACCAUAUUUGGACUUCUCUCAUAACUCAACAAAGCAAGAUUCAUCAAUAAACCCAACAAAACUUCUCGAUCUCUUCAAAGCCCAACAAAAUUAUCUCAAUCACUUCUUUCAAAAUCUUGAUCUUUCCCAAACUUUAACAUUCACCCAAACUCUCCUUAAUGCCAAAGGUACAAUCUUUUUCACCGGUGUGGGAAAAUCUGGAUUUGUCGCCCAAAAAAUCUCACAGACUCUUGUUUCUCUGGGUAUCAAAUCUGGGUUUUUAUCCCCUGUGGAUGCGCUCCACGGAGACAUUGGCAUUUUAGAUCCUCAAGAUAUUUUGGUUAUGUUUAGCAAGAGUGGGAAUACAGAAGAAUUGUUAAAGCUUGUGCCUUGUGCAAAGGCUAAAAGGGUCUUUUUAAUCUCGGUUACUUCUGUAAAGCCUAAUUGUUUGAUGGGGUUGUGUGAUCUGAAUGUGCAUUUGCCUUUAGAGAGGGAAUUAUGCCCUUUUGAUUUGGCACCUGUGACGUCUACUGCUAUUCAAAUGGUAUUUGGUGAUACGGUUGCGAUUGCAUUAAUGGGGGCAAGGAAUUUGAGCAAAGAAGAGUAUGCUGCGAAUCAUCCUGCUGGUAGGAUCGGGAAAAGCUUGAUCUUUAAGGUGAGAGAUGUGAUGAAGAAGAAAGAAGAACUUCCAAUUUGCAAGGAAGGAGAUCUUAUUAUGGAUCAACUAGUAGAGUUGACAAGCAAAGGAUGCGGUUGCCUCCUUGUUAUUGAUGAGGAGUUUCAUCUGCUAGGCACAUUCACUGAUGGUGAUUUACGUCGGACAUUGAAAGCCAGCGGGGAAGGAAUCUUUAAGCUUACAGUAGGAGAAAUGUGUAACAGGAAACCAAGGACAAUUGAUCCUGAUGCUAUGGCAGUUGAUGCGAUGCAGAAGAUGGAGUCUCCGCCAUCUCCAGUCCAAUUCUUGCCAGUUAUUGAUCAGGAUAAUGUUUUGAUUGGUAUUGUUACAUUACAUGGACUGGUCUCAGCAGGCUUGUGAAGUUCUUGCCAUAAUUACCUACUCUUUCCAUCACUAGUUGUGUCAUUAAUUCUUUUUGUAUAUUGUUGGGUUUCUUGCCCUUACUCUUGAGUUGAUAUUCUUUACUCCUGUAACAAUGAUGAAUAUUAGUAGUAAAAUAUUAUAGUCGUGUUAUUAGACUUAUAGAUUGGGCUUAGAGUUAGACCUCUUCUGGCUCUCCAUUCUUCUACUGUUGUGUCUCUCAUUUGAACCUGUUGCAACGAGAGAGCACGUGAUAGCAAUGAUAUGAUUUUUCUUUAGAUCUAUGCGGAAAUUGAGUUGAAAAUAUGGUUUUGAUUGAA